GAUCAACUGACAUCAAUCUUGCGAAGUAGCUACCAAGAUGAAGAUUGCAGCUAUAUUUGCGACGUCCCUUCUCGUUUGGGGUUUCGUCAGCGCCGGUGAGGUCGAAUCGGAAGCGAAUGCGGCGGCAUCAGCGCAAACAUCCGCGGGUGCAUCCACGAUUGGUCACGGCAAAUUAACGACUCAAGCAUCCUCUCAUGCAUCCUCCAGUGCGUCAGCAAUCAGCAAAGGAGGAUGGGGCUACCAUUACCAUCAAGGAAAUACUAAGAGCAAAAUGGUAAAUGGUGCUGGAAUUGCAAUCGAAGGAGCAAUAAUUGGUACUGGAAUUGGCAAUACUGCGUCCGCUUCCGCGGAAGCACUUUCAAGAGGACUUGGCAUUGGACAAGCAGCAGCUGAAGCGCAAGCUGCAGCAGCUGGUCAGGCAGCGAUCGCCUCUCAAUCAUGCAAAUUAGCUAGCAAAAGUACUGCUAAAGCAAUUGCCUAUGUUGAGGCAGCGGUUAAAGCUCAGAUUGACGUGGCCAACAAAGCAUUUGAAGCCGUGGAGAAGUCGGCUAUAGCUGCUAAGGCUGCAAAGAUAACCGAGGAAGAUGUCGCUAAUGUGAGAGCAGCAACCGGUAGACUGGAAUUAGCCUCAAGAGCUGCUUCCGCUGCCGAAAGACGUGCUAGCGAGGAAUCGGAAGCGGCUAAUGAACGUACACAAGCUGCGGCAGCCGCUGCCGCUGAAGCUGAAGCCAAAGCAAAUGCCGCUAAGGUAGCAGCUGUUGCUGCUUCGCGCAUUGCCGACGCAGCAGUUGCUAUCGACAGCGAAGCUGUUAUGUCGGUACGCAAGGCCAAGGAGACCCGCGUCAAUGCAAGGGCCGCUGGUGCACGGGCCAUAAACGCACAAGUUAUUGCCUCUGCUGAAUCCGAAGCCAGUUCUGAUCUUGAGAAUCGUGCAGGUGUGGCGCGUGCAAGUGCUUCUGGAGCCGCCGAAACCAAAGCUAUAGCUACCGGUGCUGGAGCUACUGCUGAAAUUGCAGCUUACAGCGGGGCUAACAAGGGUGAACUUAUCGACGCUGGUCCUCUACCGAAGAUCAUCAGCGUCAUUGCAGACUUAACUAAGGAUGAGGUUGAGGCCAUCAAGAUCAAACAUGGCCGAGAUCAUGGAAUUCAUAAGGAAAUAAUUUAUAAUGAAAAUAUUGUGGAAUCAGCAGCGUCCAGCAGCGCUAGUGCUAACGCUGGUAGCAUCGGCGGUGGCAAACUGGGGGGAAGAGGAAUUGCCGUAGCUAGUGCUUCAGCUAGCGCGGAGGCGGACAGUAAUGCGAUAAAGAAAUGGUGAACAACAUGGCGACGCAUGCGAAUCUUGAAUCCUACAUUUCGCAUGUGCACGAAUCUUUUAAGCAACGGAUAAUAGUAAACUAGCAAAACACAAUUAUAUAUGCAUAAUUAAAACAAAUGAUAAAAAAGAGCAUUUAUGUCAAACAAAAUUGUAAGAGUGAGAUUAAAUUGUAGCAGCUAUACCUACAUUCAAUCUUUUAUUGACAACCUUAUCUCAUUUAUUUUUUUAAUUUCGAAACUAUAGCUUAUAGAAUACAUAAUUUGCGAUCUUGGUACACACACACACACACACACACACACACACACACA
This is a messenger RNA of Harpegnathos saltator (Jerdon's jumping ant), 1623 nucleotides long. Its product is annotated as glycine, alanine and asparagine-rich protein. The record is from RefSeq and is a predicted model, not a curated record. Lineage: Eukaryota; Metazoa; Arthropoda; Insecta; Hymenoptera; Formicidae. The coding region runs from base 38 to 1315 and encodes 425 amino acids. The transcript has a single exon.